This is a messenger RNA of Acromyrmex echinatior (Panamanian leafcutter ant), 3405 nucleotides long. RefSeq names its product microtubule-associated protein Jupiter (gene Jupiter). NCBI's taxonomy places the organism in Eukaryota, Metazoa, Arthropoda, Insecta, Hymenoptera, Formicidae. The record is from RefSeq and is a predicted model, not a curated record. Gene Ontology annotation, cellular component: nucleus.
GCUGGUUGGAAGGGAGAGUCCUGGCUCUGGCUCAUCCGGCAGAGUUCGGUCGGUAGUGCCGCAAAUUCUCAACGAAUCUUCGUUGUCAGUCCUUUGUGCAGGAGCUCGAUCUCGCCUUCAAGAUGACGUCGACCAACACGUAUCAAGGCCUCGCCGAUAGCUGCCGUAAAUCUAGCAAGGUGUUGAAACCGCCCGGUGGUGGUAGCAGCGAUAUUUUCGGCGCGGCCCCGGAAGAAACGAGCCCACGGCGCAUCAAGGCCCACAAUCAGUCCCAGCUGAGCUCGGCCCUCUUCGGUGAUACCAACGGCACCGACAACGCGACCGCUGCUGUGUCACCUCGCAGCAACAAGCCCGGUAAUGAUUCAUACAAACGCCUGUUUGGCCCCCCCGAUGCCCCAUCCACCCCAAACGCGAGAAAUCACAUGCGCAGCAAUAUUCCCCUCAGCGAGGGAUCGUCGAUCUCGUCGCUAUCGUCGGGCACCGCGAUGUCGCCCGCGAAGAGCACGACCAGCAACAAUUCGACAUCAGGCAUCGCCAACGGCUAUGCCAGCAACGGCAGCAACUCUUCCAAUGAUAUGACAGCUUUUAGGAGAAAGAAACGAUUUCGAGGAUUGCCGACGCGCAACCCAGUUACCGGAGACGGAAUCGAGGUGACGCCCGUGAGGCGCAUCCCACGAAAGUAUCGAGAUGGCAAUCCUGUGACCGGAAUCGGCUACGCGUCCGAGUCGCAGAAGAACGGACCAGCCAUGCAGAACGGAACAGCCAGUUCGAAUUCCAGCAACAGCGGCGAGAAGUCGAACGACACGUCGCCGGCGACGGCAAAGCCACCGACGCGCGCUCGCGUCCCACCCGGUGGCUAUUCAUCCGGACUCUGGUAAAGAGUGACGUCGCCAACGAGGGUUGUAUCCCGCUCCCCUCCCCCCCUUUUCCGAAGGGGAAUAUCUCGAUUAAUUCUUUCGGCCCUGUACUCUUAACCCAUUAAAGCCCGCAAAUCCAUCUAGAGAGCCUUCUAAUUGUCAUCCGUAGAGUAUUCUAAACGGAAGUCUAUUUUGCCACCGUCUAUCCGUACAGCGACGAGUAAUAUCUUUUCUAUGAUUUUUCUAGAGAUACCUAAUAGAAAGAGGCAAGAUAAUAAAUUAUGGGCUUUAGUGGAUUAACGCUACACAUCACUCUCUUUUGCUUUGUACUAAUUCAAGGAAAUAUACAGAGAAGAGUAAGAACGAAUUUUUAGGCUUCUUGAUUCUCGAAGUAACUCUUUCGGCCUUCGGAGAGAACAAUAAAAUUGAUUUCACAUGGAACACACGCUGAUGAUGAAUCGCUUCUUUCAAACGAAAACAUUCACAGCGAUGUUCAGUACUACUUACUAUUAUUGUCGGGGCCAAGAGAGUUCAAUGAAAGGGCGGAUGAAAGUAAUGACAAAAUCGUGGAUAUGUUAAUUCCUCAAUAAUUCGCAACACAGAAACGAGCAGUUGGUCGCGUCUGACCAAUGAUCGAACGGUAGAGGUUAUGUAUUUAAAUUUAUCGAGAUUAGGUACAUUCCUGAAUUUUUUAAAUUUCAAUCUCAUGACAUACGAAUUCUAUUUCGCGAAAGAUUAAUUAUUGCGCGAUCGAUUGCAUAAAAAAUAGAGAAUGAGAGGAUGGAAGCAAAAAUGUUUCCAGAUAUUUAAGCUUCCGCAGCAUUUCUCAGCGUGGAUGACGCAUACGAGGGUCAAUGGGUUCCUUGUAACUUACCGAUCCUUCAGUCAACAACUACAUAGCAUGGACUUUAUUGCGUAACUGUAUAAAGGUAGUUAAAGCGAUCAUCACGCGUAAAGCGUACAUCUCCGGCUAGAACGCCGUACCGCAUCAGCGAUUCACGAGUAAUAAAUCCUCAAGAAGCGCGAUUCCUUAUCGGCGAACGAUUUACAUAUAAUAAGUCAUAUGAAUAAGCGAAGAAUAGAAUAUACUUUUCUUUUUCUUCUUUUAUUAUGGCUCCCGUUCACUGAUAUGUAUUCCCGCUUUCCAAUACGGGUUCAAUACAGCCAGUGAAAUCAACGAAAAAAUGUGUAAACCGAAUAAACGUUUCAAGUUAAUACAAAUAUUUGUCAGGAGUAAUCACAAAAGGCGCCUAGUUUCGUCAAAAAUUUGAAAAAAAAAUAUACGUAAGAAAAUAUCUAACAUAGGUAUAUCACUGACAAGAUGAUAAACAGUCAGCCCUGAGUAAAUUUUCGUAGCCAUCAAAGAAGUAAUUGGAAAGAGUAUCGAUAUUAUCGAUGUUAUUGAUAUAAAUAUUUAAAUAAUGUAUCUAUCAUAUUAAUAUUUAAAUAAUGUAUCUAUUACAUGACUUUUUUAUUAUAUAAAUCCUGCAUAAAUAAGUACUUAUAAUGUAUUGUAUCACAAAUAGGAUAAUGCACGGAAUAUCAUGUUAACAAGCUGUAAAUAAUAUGCGUCUAAAAAACAUUGGAUAAUAAUGAAUUAUAAAAUUAAUAUUAUAUUUAUAUUAAUGGGCUAAUUGUUUAAAUUUUAAAAGUCAUACGACUCCUCCACGAUUGUCGAUCUUCAAUAAUAUCUUGUCAGUGGAUAGCCACAGAUUUGCAACUUUAGAUAAACUUAAAAAGAAGACAAGUUUGCAUUUGGGACUUGCGAUUUAGCGCUCUACGAUGAAUCUAAAAAGGACAAGAAAUUAGCAUUUAGUUUUUCUUAAAAUAUUUACUGAUAAAUGUCUUUUGCUGUAUCAAUCAUAAUCUCAUCGUAAAAUUAUAAUAUAACUCGAAAAUUAUAUGCAAUGUUUUACGAUAUGCAAUUUUAUUGGUACUCGACUCAAAUGUUUCGAUGUUUUCAUCGUUUUUCAAAAUGUUUGCAGACUUUGAUAAGUAAGAGCAUUGCAUCGUUUUAUUCGCGAUUUGUUUCGUUUACCGCGGCGUUUUGCUCGUUUCCAGUGUUGCAUGUCAGUUCAUUAAUCCCAUCUCGAGAUGAAGGGCAAUAAUAUGUUCACGCAUACAAAAGAGUAUCGAGAUCGUAGAAUCUGCGAUUGCUACAAAAUAUGCGACAUUGAUUAGGAUCGAGGACAAAGGGAAAAAAUCGUUGCCAAUCAAUUCUGCCAAACAUCGAAGAGAUAUAUUGGGAAAAAACAAGAACAACAUUGUUUAUUUGGGAUAAUUGACCACUUUGAAUGGAGUAACCGUGAUAUUUUUAAAAAAGGGGGAAGAGAGAGAGAGAGAGAGAGAGAGAAAGAGAGAGAGAGAGAAAGAUGAAGAAUUUGAGUCGUGAACGACUAGAUCUAGAACGUGAGAGGAAUGGACUGAAAAAUAGCAGCACGUUUGACAAAUGAAAUUGCGAAAUGGAGAUCUCGGAAUUGUACAUUAGAAGUAGGAAUAUGUUAUUUCGAGAAAUAAAAAUGUACUAUGUAUAACUCAUUGAAACCAA